UACAAUCUAAACGUCAAAAGUUGUGAAAGAAUUUGCAGCGUAGUGAUCGUUUUAUUUCAAUAUUUCGAUUUUUCGUCACGAAAUAGCAAUUGUGAACAGUGAUUGGAGUUCUGAUACGGAAUUUUACACUGCAGUGCACUGUUAGCUGCUUAGUUGAGGAGAACCAGCAUUUACAAUGUAAAUGCGUAGGACAAUGAAAACACCAACGCAUCGGAUCGACAUCGAAUCUUGAUAACGAGUAGGGGGCCAAUUUGUGAUUUUUCUCUCCAUUCACUUGUUUUUCACCUUCUUACGGGCAGCCGAUGUGCACCAUCCACCGUAGUGGAGUGGUGUAUACAUAACGCUGGAUAAUCGGUGCGGCGCAUUUCCGUGGUAACGGGGAGUUGGUUUGCUUCACAGGAUGAUGGAUCUGGUGGACAUCGAUAAAGUGCUAGACGAUUUAGAGCUAAAUGAGGAUAACAAUUACCGAACUGCCGUGCCCGUGUUUGCUAGUGGGGCACACGCAGGAGAAGCAACUGCCGCAGCCACAACAUCAAUCAAACCAUCAAAACAACCUGCAACCCGGUCGAAAAUAAUUCCUCCCCCUCUAGUACCGACACAAGAGAAUGGCACCGGAAACAUUGCGAUACCAGGAACCAGCAACGGAACGGACAAAGCAAAGCAAAAAACCAACAUCUCAACCGUUUUUUCCAGUCUGAACGAGUACGUAAAUGCUAGCACCGAUCUGAGUGAAAAGCUCCUCCAACAAGCCGAGAUUCCAUCAAUAGCAGCUGCAUGUAACGAAAAAAACGGUGACCCCGAAAUCGGCAACAGCGGGGACAAUAAACCCCUUCUUUCGCCGUCCACUUCAUCGAUUUCAACCGAAUCUCAACUGUCUUCAUCACUCGAAGCUCCUGGCUUAUCCUCGGCAUCGUCGAACAGUUCCGAGCCGGAGCAAAAUCGACGUAGACGUAGAAGCAGUUGUAGCAGCAAAAGUAACAGUAGCAGCAACAACAGCAGUCACAGUUCCAGCUCGUCGACGUCUACCAGCGACGGAGAGGGAGAUGAUGGCCAAAGGCACGAAAGAUUGACCGAAGGAUUGUCACUCAGUGGGGGCGAUUAUAUAUUAGAACUGUCGGACAAUACUACCGUGGAAACGUCCAACCGAGAUGAACAGGAAAGUCAAGUGGCACAGGCCAAACAGAUCGGUAUCGGCGAGCAGCAAGAUACAUCGGCGUUUUCCUACAAAAACAGUUUGUAUUCGGAUACGCUUAGCAAUGACGUCAUAAAUUUAGAAGGUAUCUCCUCAAUAUCGUCUAUAGUGGCAGUCGACUUGACUAGCGCCGGGCAAGCAGAAAAGCCGCUGGAGGAAGUUUCUUUGCCAGGUGCAGAUCGGGAUAAUCGGAAAGAGGAUGGCGUUUUGGCGAAACCGGAGGUUACGGAAGAGGAAAAAACCGAAGUGAAGAAAGUGGUAGGAUUUGAGUCCACAAUGGAUGACGUUUCAGACACGGAAUUGGAAAGCUAUCUGCAGGAAUUGGAGGAAUAUGACAUACAACAGACCAUCGCACCUGGACUGAACAUGAUUUCGACGGCGGUAACAUUAGAAGAGGAACCGGUACCAGUGGAAGUUAAAGAACUGAUAGAAGAGAAAGAUAAAAAAGAUGCAAUCAGUAUUGGGAGUCAUAACAGCAUCGAUACCAGAAGUGACGAAAGCAUCCCGGAAUCCGCCAGAGAAGAAAAUGAUGAAGAUUUAAUUUCCCAGGCUUCAACACUCGAGUUCAACGAGCUGGCAGCCAUGACGGCUGCUGCAGAUGGUACCAAUAUUGCGCAGACAACUGAGGCGGAUCCUGUACUCGAAAACGAUGUUCCCGAGUUCAACCACGAUCCGAUAGAUGACGGUAGUGAGAUCAGAUUUAUCGAUUGUACCGAUACGGAGUCAGCUGUAGUGCGAGAAGAUCUGCCUAUGCUGGAAGAAGCAAGAGCAGGAGCUGACAGUGAUGCAGCGGAAAUCGAAGAACCUGAUCUACGAUGUGCCGAAUCUGGAAGGACACCUCUAACAAGGCCAAAUUCGCUAGAGCUUCCGUCCCAGGUACCCAUUAGCUGUACCGAGAAACAAAGUUCUCCAGGUCACACACCACCGUCAUCACUGUCUCAUGGAAUUGAUUCGGAUCAAGGUCUUACCCUUUCCUCAACCAGUUCGGACGAUUUUGCACCUUCCAUAGUUCCUCCUCCGACAGCAUCGGCUCCUCCGACCGAAGCCAGUGAAGGCCUUCUACAUCCAACACCAGUUGGUACUGGUCAGCCAACUAACAAUCGUCCAGUGGCCGUUCUCAGCAGUGCCCAGGCUCAACUGGGUAAAGUACCUCCCUUCUGGAUCCCGGAUAACUCCACAAACUUUUGCAUGCAGUGCAAUCAAAAGUUUUCUCUAAUCAAGCGCCGCCAUCACUGCCGUGCGUGCGGUCAGCUACUUUGCUCCGCUUGCUGCUGCCUAAAGGCCAAACUAGAGUACCUCGAAAACGUUGAAGCGCGUAUCUGCAUUGCCUGUGACAUAAUUCUCAACCAGCAGCAGCAAGCACUCGAAGAAGCCCAGUACGGAUCACAGUUUGCCGUAGCUGCCGGUGCCUCUGGCACCGCUGCGUCAAGCCGGCAACCGAAUCCGAACAAUCCGAUGGAGUACUGCUCGACGGUACCGCCGUUCCAGCAGGCCAACAGCCAGCCCCAAUCACCUAUCUCCGUUAUGGUUCCGGUGGGAGUGUUGAAACGUGCCGGUGCACCCCGCUCGGGCCGUAAGGAGAAAACGGUUAUUUUUAGCGACGGCAUCCGACCGGGUUGUGAUUUGACCGAGCUGGACGAGAACUGGGACGCACAGCCGAGAGCAGCGCCAGCGCUGCCGGAUGGGGACAAGCGGAAAGGGCGCGUUCAGACACCGGUUUGUGAAAACACCCCGCCAAUCGUUACCGCCCCGCCCUCAUUGAUCCCCCCGGAGGAGAACAAGCUGCCACCGGUCGUGAAACAGAUCAACAAAACCGAAACCAAGCACAUCGAGCUGGAAAACGAUGCGAACCUGAUUGCAAGUUUGCGCGACGGGACGCUUACCUUUGCACUGCAGCGCAACUUCCACGUGCUGGUAACGAUCGUGGACCUGUCCUGUUGCAUUAACAAGACGGUUAUCAAUUUUACCACCCGCGGAAUGCACUACGUCGGUCAAGAUGAAAUCGUUAUUCUGCUCGAGCUGGGUGACACCAAGCGGCUGCCGAAGGAUAUUUUCGUGCAUUUGAACGAUAUUUUUUGCGAUGCAGAUCGUGGCGACACCAUCGCGGAACUGGGAUUUAGCCCGCCAAAGAGUAGCAACUUUUUGGGCAGUAAAUACCACGGUGGUUUCCUGUACGUAAGGCCCACCUAUCAGUGUAUGCAGAAUGUGAUAGUACCGGACUCGCCGUACCUGGUGGGUGUGUUAAUUCACCGGUGGGAGGUUCCGUGGGCAAAAAUCUUACCCCUUCGCCUAAUGCUCCGACUAGGGGCCCUCUAUCGGUACUAUCCCAGCCCUCAUGUUAGCGUGUGCGAGCGCGAUUCGGUUUACGUGGAAAUUGCACAGACCGUUAUUAAUCUGCUGGCCGACUUUAGGCAUUACUCGUACACAAUUCCGACCAUCCGCGGGAUGGUCAUUCACAUCGAAGAUCGAAAAACGAGCAUACUCAUCCCCCGGAACCGAUACGAACAGGUGAUGCAGGUGCUGAGUUCAACUAACGAUCAAAUUCUGGCAUUGGGCGGAAAUUUCAGCAGCGUAGCCGAUGGUCAUCUGGUAUGUAUACAGAACACGGAAUCAGGCUGCCCGGAGGCGAUGCAAUAUUCGACGCAAGCUAUCAACAUCGAGGGUCAACCGAGAAAGGUAACGGGAGCAAGCUUUCUGGUGUUGAACGGCAUUUUAAAAUCGACUAGUGGUUUGCUGGGAAAAUGCAGUAUUGUCGAGGACGGUUUAAUGGUUCAGGUGCCACCUGCAAAGAUGAGUACCAUUAAAGAGGCACUGAAAAAUAUGAAGGACUAUCGAAUCGUGUGUGGACCAACGGAGGGUGACGACAGUCAGAAGGAAAUCGUCAGCAUUGAGUGGACCGAAAAUGAUCUGAACUUCAAUAUCGGUGUGGUUUCCCCAAUCGACAAGAAACCCCUGAAUGGGGUUCCUAGUAUAAGAGUGCAUAGAGGUACUGAUUUUUCGAACGCCAAUCACAUUAUCCGCUGGACGGAGGUUUUCAUCAUUCAGGGCGACGAAGAAUCCAACCAUCCGGGUGAUCCCGUCAACAUGUCGAAAUUGUCUGAGCAGGUGGCUAAAAGCGCUUGUACUGCUCUGGUUGCCUUUCUAGAUCUGCUGGCAUCGAACGAGUUCCUUAAAAUUGGUCUUCGAAUAUAUCUGGACGCUGAGAAUGUUUCAUACGAAGCCGGCAGUCAAUUCAACAAGCUAGGUCCACUGUACAUGAAUGCAUUGGACAACGAGCUCAUCGGAACACUGAACCGACAGGCGAAUAGUCUACACUUGGACCAGCAAAUCAUUGUCGAAUUAAUCUUUCAUAUUCUGGAUAAAUAGGUGUACUAGCAGCUUGUUUCCAAUACACUAAUGUGAGAUAAUCGAUGUGGCUUAGAGACGAUGUAACGCUAUUAACAGUCCGCAUGUAAGUAGUCAUUCGGUACACGUUGGAAUAUUACGCUAAAAUACCAAUCGAGCGGUAGCCUCUGUUGAUAAAUAUAUUUACAAACGUUUGAGAUAAUAAGAUGAACGAAAAGUACUAAUUGGUUAAACUUAGGUAUAUUGUCAGGACUAAUUGUGAAUGGGGGUUAGCUUGAAUUUUAGACAUAGAAAUGUAAUGUUUUUGAAAAGCAUAGAACAGAAGAAAAAAAAGUAUGUCACAUUGUAUAAUAGUUGAUAUAUUAACGAAUAUUAUAGCUAUUAACCAACUUAUUAUAUUUAUAUUUUAUUUAGAAAUUUUAAAUAAAGGAAAGCCUCUGAUAGUAUUUA
This is a messenger RNA of Topomyia yanbarensis, 4987 nucleotides long. RefSeq names its product zinc finger FYVE domain-containing protein 9 (gene Sara). Gene Ontology annotation, molecular function: metal ion binding. Gene Ontology annotation, biological process: endosomal transport. The record is from RefSeq and is a predicted model, not a curated record. NCBI's taxonomy places the organism in Eukaryota, Metazoa, Arthropoda, Insecta, Diptera, Culicidae. The transcript has 8 exons. Gene Ontology annotation, cellular component: early endosome membrane. Bases 401 to 4558 code for a protein of 1385 amino acids.